Messenger RNA from Heterobasidion irregulare TC 32-1, 1170 nucleotides. RefSeq lists its product as uncharacterized. The transcript has 2 exons. The coding region runs from base 1 to 1170 and encodes 389 amino acids. Lineage: Eukaryota; Fungi; Basidiomycota; Agaricomycetes; Russulales; Bondarzewiaceae. Gene Ontology annotation, biological process: nucleocytoplasmic transport; activation of GTPase activity. Gene Ontology annotation, cellular component: perinuclear region of cytoplasm; nucleus; cytosol. The record is from RefSeq and is a predicted model, not a curated record. Gene Ontology annotation, molecular function: GTPase activator activity; small GTPase binding.
AUGUCCACCAUUCUCUCUUUGCAUGGAAAAUCACUCAAACUCGAUACCAAAGAAGAUAUCGCGCCCUACCUGGCAGAUGUGGACCCAGCUAUUCUGGAAGAGAUUCACUUCGGAGGAAACACGAUAGGCGUGGAGGCAUCAAAAGCCCUUGCCGAGUUUUUGAAAAAAGCGGUCUCAUUAAAGGUUGCAGACUUCGCAGACAUCUAUACCGGACGUCUCAUCUCGGAGAUCCCACAGUCUCUCUCCCUGAUCUGUGACGCGCUUAUCGACAAAACAUCACUCGUCGAAAUCAACCUUUCCGACAAUGCCUUCGGCGGACGAUCAGUAGAUCCGAUGGUACCCUUCCUCACACAAAAUCGCUCUUUCCAGAUCCUCAAGUUGAACAAUAACGGCCUGGGCCCCGCCGGCGGUAACGUCAUCGCGACUGCUCUGCGAGCCAGCGCCGAGCUCAGCGCCAAGGAGGGUAAGAAGAGCAACCUGCGGACCGUCAUCUGUGGGCGGAAUCGUUUGGAGAAUGGGAGCGCCGAGGCAUGGGCCGAGGCUUUCGCCGCGCACGGGACGCUCGUCGAUGUCCGAAUGCCACAGAAUGGUAUACGCAUGGAAGGCAUCACAGCCCUGGCCGGGGGUCUCGCGAAGAACCCCGCGCUCGAGCACCUCGACCUUCAGGACAAUACGUUCUCACAGGCUGGGGAGCAGGCGUUCGCCGAUGCUCUCCCAGGGUGGCCCUCCUUGCGGACGCUUAAUUUCUCCGACUGCGUUCUUGCGGACGAGGGCGGAGAUGUGCCACAGACCAUCGAGGCGCUGACGAAAGGCUCGAAUCCCCGACUCAAGACCCUGUUCUUGCAAAACAACAACCUGGACGCGGCCUCAGUGGAGAUGAUUGCUGAUGCGAUAGGGACUCACCUGAAAGAGCUGAGCUUCUUAGAGUUCCAAUGGAACGAAGUCGAGGAGGAUGUCGCGGGUGUGCAGACACUGGUCGACAAUUUGAAGGCACGAGGAGGAAAGUUCCUCCUCAACGAUGAGGAGGAGGAGGAAGAGGAGGAGGAAAAGGAGCCCGAACCUGAGGAGGAAGAGGCAGUGAAGUCGUUAGAAGAGAAGAAAGAAAAGGCGGCAUUCGACCAGGAGGCCGAUGACCUUGCUGACCUCUUGGGAAAAGCUUCCAUCAACUGA